AUGUCUGCAGGCAACGGCACCCCUUGGGCAGCAGCGGGGGAGGAGGUCUGGGCUGGAUCAGGAGUGGAGGUGGAGGGCUCAGAGCUGCCCACCUUCUCGGCAGCAGCCAAGGUCCGAGUGGGAGUGACCAUUGUGCUGUUUGUUUCUUCGGCUGGAGGGAACCUGGCAGUCCUGUGGUCAGUGACACGGCGGCAACCCAGCCAGCUCCGCCCCUCUCCGGUCAGGAGACUCUUCACCCAUUUAGCAGCCGCCGACUUACUAGUCACUUUUGUGGUUAUGCCCCUAGAUGCCACCUGGAAUAUCACUGUUCAAUGGCUGGCUGUGGACAUCGUAUGUCGGACACUCAUGUUCCUGAAACUAAUGGCCACGUAUUCUGCAGCUUUCCUGCCUGUGGUCAUUGGAUUGGACCGCCAGGCAGCAGUACUCAACCCGCUUGGAUCCCGUUCAGGUGUAAGGAAACUUCUGGGGGCAGCCUGGGGACUUAGUUUCCUGCUUGCCUUGCCCCAGCUGUUCCUGUUCCACACCGUCCACUGAGCUGGCCCAGUCCCUUUCACUCAGUGUGUCACCAAAGGCAGCUUCAAGGCUCAAUGGCAAGAGACCACCUAUAACCUCUUCACCUUCUGCUGCCCCUUUCUGCUGCCACUGACUGUCAUGGCCAUCUGCUAUAGCCGCAUUGUCCUCAGUGUGUCCAGCCCCCAGACAAGGAAGGGGAGCCAUGCCCCUGCUGGUGAAUUUGCCCUCCCCCGCUCCUUUGACAAUUGUCCCCAUGUUCGUCUCCGGGCCCUGAGACUGGCCCUGCUUAUCUUGCUGACCUUCAUCCUCUGCUGGACACCUUAUUACCUACUGGGUAUGUGGUACUGGUUCUCCCCCACCAUGCUAACUGAAGUCCCUCCCAGCCUGAGCCACAUCCUUUUCCUCUUGGGCCUCCUCAAUGCUCCUUUGGAUCCUCUCCUCUAUGGGGCCUUCACCCUUGGCUGCCGAAGAGGGCACCAAGAACUUAGUAUAGACUCUUCUAAAGAAGGGUCUGGGAGAAUGCUUCAAGAGGAGAUUCAUGCCUUUAGACAGCUGGACGUACAAAAAACUGUGACAUCAAGAAGGGCAGGAGAAACAAAAGGCAUUUCUAUAACAUCUAUCUGA
This is a messenger RNA of Pan troglodytes (chimpanzee), 1137 nucleotides long. Lineage: Eukaryota; Metazoa; Chordata; Mammalia; Primates; Hominidae. The record is from RefSeq and is a predicted model, not a curated record.